CUCCCCCCGCCCCCUCCGCCAUUAAAAGAGCUCCGACCUCCGUCAUACUCAGCUCUUUCGACCCUUCGAUACAUGUAGAACCCUAUUCCCCUUUCACACGCUCGAUCCCUCUCACCUCAGCGGUCUGCGGCAGGUCCUGUUGGUUCUUGAUCACUGCGUUGUGGAGGAGCUGCUCCGAUCCAAGCUUCCUGGUGGAGCGGUGGGCAUCUGGUGAGUUCUGGAGCCCUGAAUCGAUGCUUGGUUUGCACAGAAGAGCAGGAGGCACUUUGUCUCCCGCUCUUCCCUAUUGUCGUCACUUCUUUCAAGUGCGGAUCAUCAGAGUUUGCCUUUUGUUCGUGACUACUAAGCUAUCAAGUGGAGUGUUCGUUGAUUUCUAAUGCUGCUUUCUCCAUCACUAGGCAUCUUUUGAAACAAAAAAUAAAAGAAUAAUCGUCGCUUUUUGGUCUUUGCAUGAAGUGCGGUAUACAGUCUUUUGAUUGGCUUCGACCCACGCCAGUGCAAUGGCAGAAUGGUUCAGUUCAUGGUUGUUCUAGCCUUUCUUAGUGUGGUUAUUGUAUAGCGCCAGUCAGUCGACAAAUUAGCAAAGAUGAAAGGGAUAGAACUUGUGAGCAUGCUUUUCUUUUCACUACCACUGCUAGCUUUGGGAAGUGGGGAGGUAUAUAUCGUGACCGUGGAAGGAGAGCCUGUCGUGAGUUACAGUGGUGGAGUUGAUGGAUUCUCUGCAACAGCUAUAGAUUUAGUGGAAGAGAUGGACAUCACCAGUGAGUCUGUUACAUCUUAUGCCUUUCACCUGGAGAAAAAGCAUGAUGCUCUUCUUGAUUCACUCUUUGAAGUUGGGACCUAUAAGAAGCUCUACAGCUAUCGACAUCUUGUUAAUGGUUUUGCAGUUCACAUCUCUCCUGAACAGGCUGAAGCUCUCAGCAAGGCACCUGGGGUCAAAUAUGUGGAGAAAGACAUGAAAAUAAAGAAAUUCACCACACACACCCCUCAAUUUCUGGGUUUACCAACAGGUGUCUGGCCAACACGUGGUGGUUUUGACAGAGCAGGAGAAGACAUUGUAAUUGGUUUUGUGGACUCGGGAAUUUAUCCAAAGCAUCCUAGCUUUUCGACACACAAUACUGAGCCAUAUGGGCCUCUUCCUCGUUACAGAGGAAAGUGUGAAGUUGAUCCAGAGACUCAGAGGGAUUUUUGCAAUGGGAAGAUUAUUGGAGCACAGCAUUUUGCAAAAGCAGCAAUUGCGGCUGGUGCAUUUAAUCCAGCAAUUGAUUUUCCAUCACCUUUGGAUGGUGAUGGUCAUGGAAGCCAUACAGCAGCUAUUGCUGCUGGAAACAAUGGAAUCCGUGUCAAAAUGCAUGGAUAUGAGUUUGGAAAGGCAAGUGGCAUGGCACCACGUGCCAGGAUUGCUGUGUACAAGGUUCUCUAUAGGCUCUUUGGGGGAUAUGUAUCUGAUGUUGUUGCUGCUAUCGAGCAGGCUGUUCUUGAUGGCGUUGAUAUUCUUAAUCUUUCGGUGGGGCCAAACAGUCCACCGACAACAACCAAAGCCACAUUUUUGAAUCCUUUUGAUGCUGCACUUCUUUCUGCUGUGAGAGCUGGAGUGUUUGUUGCUCAGGCUGCCGGAAAUGGGGGUCCAUUCCCUAAAACCUUGGUGUCUUUCAGUCCAUGGAUCACUACUGUAGCUGCUGCUAUUGAUGACCGUAGAUACAAAAAUAAUUUGACCCUGGGAAACGGAAAAAUUUUACCUGGGCUUGGAUUGUCACCUUCAACGCAUGGGAAUAAGUCAUUCAAUCUGGUUUCCGCUAAUGAUGUCAUGCUAGAUUUGUCUUUGUUGAAAUACAACCCACUAGACUGCCAAAGGCCUGAACUGUUGAACAGGAACAAGGUGGAAGGAAAUAUUCUUCUAUGUGGAUAUUCUUUCAAUUUUGUUUCGGGAACUGCAUCAAUUAAAAAGGUGUCUGAGACAGCAAAAAGUCUUGGUGCAGCAGGCUUCAUUGUUGCUGUCGAGAACACCUAUCCGGGUGCCAAAUUUGAUCCUGUACCUGUUGAUACUCCUGGGAUCCUCAUCACGGAUGCCAGAAAAACGAAGGAACUUAUUGACUACUACAACUGUUCGACCACAAGAGACUGGGCGGGUCGACCAAUAAGUUUCGAUGCGACAGCCAGCAUAGCUGAUGGUUUGGCACCCAUACUGCAUAAAUCAGCUCCUCAGGUGGCAUUAUUCUCCUCCCGAGGACCAGACGUAAAAGAUUUCAGCUUUCAGGAUGCUGAUGUACUUAAGCCAGAUAUACUAGCUCCAGGCAAUCUUAUUUGGGCUGCUUGGGCGCCAAAUGGAACAGAUGAGGCUAACUACAUAGGCGAAGGCUUUGCUAUGGUUUCCGGAACCAGUAUGGCUGCUCCACACAUCGCUGGGAUUGCAGCCCUCAUAAAGCAAAAGAAUCCACAUUGGAGCCCCGGUGCUAUCAAGUCGGCUCUAAUGACAACAGCAACUACUUUGGAUCGAGGUGGCCGGCCUAUUUUAGCACAGCAAUAUUCUGAAACAGAAAUCAUGACACUGGUGCAGGCUACACCAUUUGAUUAUGGUAGUGGUGCUGUCAAUCCAAAAGCUGCUCUGGAUCCAGGACUCAUCCUAGAUACAACUUAUGAAGACUACAUCAGGUUCUUGUGUUCAGUACCAGAUGUGGAUCCUAAUGAGGUACGUAACAUCACUAGCUCGGCUUGCAACAGCACCACAGGCCUACCAGCCGAUCUAAACAUCCCAUCCAUCACCAUCUCCCAUCUGGAAGGAACUCAAACAGUGAAGAGAACAGUGACCAAUGUAGCCGAUACCGAAACAUACGUCAUCACUACUAGAAUGUCACCUGAGAUCGCACUCGAAGCCAGUCCUCCGGCGAUGACGGUGCUGUCCGGAGCAUCUCGUGAGAUAACUGUGUCUCUCACGGUCAGGUCAGUGACCGGCGGAUACAGCUUCGGUGAGAUUCUCAUGAAAGGCGAUAGGGGCCACAGGGUGAGGAUCCCAGUGGUGGCCAUGGGCUUUGAUAGCUAGGAGAUACAAUGUCUUCAUCUUGGCGCUUGAUAUUAUUCUUUGUAGAUUAUAUAAUAAAAAGCUAAACAUCAUCUGUCAGUGUGAUGAAGAUGAAGCAAUAUAAAUCUUAUGGUAUUUUGAAGUUUCUGCUACUUACCAAAGAGCAGGACCAAUCGGAAAUUUAACAGUCAUUAUCAAAA
Musa acuminata subsp. malaccensis (wild Malaysian banana) is the source of this 3219-nucleotide messenger RNA. NCBI's taxonomy places the organism in Eukaryota, Viridiplantae, Streptophyta, Magnoliopsida, Zingiberales, Musaceae. The record is from RefSeq and is a predicted model, not a curated record.